This is a messenger RNA of Cylicocyclus nassatus, 309 nucleotides long. The record is from the annotation of a GenBank genome assembly. Lineage: Eukaryota; Metazoa; Nematoda; Chromadorea; Rhabditida; Strongylidae.
AUGUUUAAUUCUUAUAAACAGAAGAGCUUUGCCGCCUUGGCUGCCGGAAAACGACGGCGUCAGGAACUGGACCAACAUGAUUUCAAGUUCUUGCAUUUCAAUCCGACAUUCUUUGCGACUGACGUGCUUGCAACAUAUCCUAUCAAGCUCGAAGAACGGAUGAUAUGCAAUGCUGAUGCGAAAGCACCACCGAAGCUAAUUCUUUCUUGGAACACUGAAUUUUCGCAGGAAAAUCUGGGCGGAUGUCCUGAUUGGAACUGCAGAUUGAUCGAUGACAAGGACAAGAUCAAGGAAGCCGAUGCGGUGUGA